UCGUUGGCUUUGCUAUGCAUGCCGAAUGCUUCAUAGCGUAGUGCUCUUAUUUUGCCAUUAAUUAGUAUAUUAAUCGAAUAAAAACCCACUCGAAAGUAUCGUAAAUGUAAUAUAAUGGGUUUCAGUGGUGGGGGAUCAUUAAAUGGCUAAUGCAGGGGGAUGUAUGUGGCUGGAGCAGGGUGGCGAGUGUGGUGUCUUUUUCUUUCAAAAACACAUCUGUAAAAGGAGCCCUAAUUAAUUACAUGGAGCCUGAGCGACUACAGGCCUCUGUCUCCGAUGCCCAAGCAGCGGUCGGUGUAAAAUGGUUUCUGUGCCUGAAUGCACACAGGCUGCGGGUAGCAGAAAAACGCGAGACCGAGGUCUUGGAGGAAAGCGCACAAGCAUAAUAUUUUUUUCGAGGAGUCUGGAGAGGCUGUUUGCCAAGACAGCAGUGUGCUGGUGUGGCCAUGCCCACUGUGUCAACAAGAGCGACCAGACAGAGAUAUACUCGCUCAACACCUGACUGAAAAACAUAGUGUACUGCCUGCCUGUCUGGACAGACUGCUGGAUACUGCCACCCCAGUAAAAGUUGUUUGCGGAGACAACGCAGAGAACGCCAGCACUCAAUGUGACUCUGGAGACACUCACUCCUCUCAGCAGAUGCCUUCUGAAACAAAUGGGGCCCUCUCUGAUCUACCAGAAAACACCACAGGAGCCAAGCAGGACAUAGCUACCGCAUGCAUGCUGAGAUCAGUGGUCAAAGUUCAUUCCUGCCCAGAAGAGGAGAUUCUGGGUGAGGGAGAGAAAAAGCAGGGGGUGGGCAGAGACCACCCAGAACUAGGUCAGGAAUCAAGUCAACUUCCAGAAUCAACCACAGCAGCAACCCAAAAGGGGUCUCUUCAGCUUAUUGCCACUAAGGACAGUGGCAAUGAUGGUACAGCAAACAGCACUAACACCAGCAAAACACACGCAGACCCAGCACUGGAGAAAUUUCUCGAUCCAACCCGUCCUUUUAAGUGCAACGCAUGCCUGGAGUCAUUUACUUCCAAAAGUGCCCUCAGUGUCCAUUACAGCUCCACAUCCCAUCUGCACCGAAUGAGAACUGGUUCUUCAAUGCAGAGUGACGAAAAGGAAACCUCCUCCUCAGCCACUUCAGCCCCUGCACCAUAUCUGUCACGCCCCUUUUUCUCCAACAAGCCCUACCAGUGUGCUGUGUGUCGUGUCUCUUACAACCACGCGUUCACACUAGAGAGUCACUUGAAGUCUGUUCUGCAUCAGACUCGCAGCAGGAACACUGUUAAUUCUGCCGGCAGUGCGGCUGGGAGCUCUGGUAAGAAAGGGAGUGCUAAUGUGGGAAAUAACACAAGCGCAGCCAUAAACUCAAGUAGUGCAACGCAGCCUGGAAGGGCGGCUGUCCCCUCACCCACCGGCAAUGGUGGCAGUCUAGGUAGCCUAACUUUGUUGUCAGGGCCAACCAAAGAUGGAGAGCAAAGUGCACUCGGCGCACAGGCCGCGUCUUCACCCUGCCCCCAUUCAGCCCCGGGCCUCUCUCUGCUCUCCUCCCCCGUGGCCUCUGCUCAGGCUGUCUCUGCCUUCCUGCUCACGUCCUCCAGCUCGUCCUCGCUGCCCCCCUCUGUCCAGCCAUCUCUCCUGUCAGCUGGGGCCGGCGGUGCAACCGGCAUGGCUGUCCCACAGUUAGAGCUCAUAGCCCAGCAGCAGCUUCUCCUGCCCCUCUUCCUAAAUGGGCUGCAGGCCCAGAACCAGGGAUCCAACCCAGAGUCUGCCAGCACCGUCCUGACCCAGGCCGUCCCACUGCUGGGUCUCAGCGCCGCUCAGCAGGCUCUCCUGGCCCAGAGGCUCAGCGCAGCCCAGCACCAGGUUCCCUGGCUGGCGGCUGGACUCCCAGAAACAAAGCAUACCUGCACAGCAGAGAAAGAGAAAGAGGAGAACAGUGGUGGGGUGGAGAGGGUGAAAAAGGAGUCUGACAAGGAGGAAGGGGAGGAGGGGGAGGGAAGAGAUGAGAUCACACAGGAGGGAGACCGGGCACUAGGGAUCACAUCUGAAGCUAUGGAGAAACUGGUAAUGAAGGGGGAAGAUGCAGAGGAAUCGGGUGAGACAGGGCUUAACUGCACCUUAAAGAGCGAAAAGAAACAGUCGAGUAGAGUCGCUUUGGGAGCUCAGGGGAAAGAGGAAAGUGGGAAAGACAGUCCAAUGGAGGGGGAGACUAACUGUGUGGUUCAGGGAGAGGGAAUUAGCCAUUCUUCUGAAAAGUUUUGUGAUGGACAUGGUGAACCUGACACAACUGAUUUACCAGUAUCUGGUGAAACCACAGCAUUCAUUGGUACUGGCUGCAUAAGCAGCAGCCCUCAGCCUCACACUGAUCCAAACCAUACCAAUGAUUCCAAAAUGGCCACAAAUAGCAGUGCAGUCAUGCUCAAACCUGGUCCCACACAACCAUGCCGCUUGAACUCUGAACCCAGUGUACACUCUAAUGACUUCUUACCUGCUGGUGCAAAUGUGAAAGGCCAGAGUCACACCUCGGCUCCCCCCAUAUUGUCGGAGUUCCAGUCCCAGAUGCUGUGGGCAUUCUUGGAGUCUCGCAGUGAGGCAGACGCAGCUGACCCUCCACAGGCUGACUGUGUAGCGCUGGGAAGGGAGGUGGGCUUAAGUGGGCAACAGGUACGGAGGUGGCUGGAGGAAGCACGGAGAGAGCCCAGAGAGAGACCAAAAGGUGCCUCAACCAGGAUGACAACCAAGAUGGCAGAGGAAGGCGGAGUCACUCAGGAGGAUGAGAUGGAGGAAGGUGUACUCACCAUAGUGGAGGCGGAAGAAGGGGAGAGCCCAGAAGCCAGUGGGAGACAUGCUAUCGAUUUGUCCCGUGGUAGAGGUAGAGGGAAAGGAAGGGAACUCGGGAAAGAGAGCCCUGGGGAGCCCUGCCUGACCUCAGAUUCAGACAAUGAAGGCGACGGGUUCUACACCUCCGUCAUUGUGACUGAUGAGGAAAGCCAGAGUGGUCCUGCGACAGAGGACCUGGGUACCCCAGCAAGAGAGGAGGUAUCCGGCGAGCAGGAGGAAAAGGGCAGGGGAGGGAAGGUGCUCCGCUCCUCCACUGUUUUUCUCUCGGAUGCUGAAGACACAGAUGAAGAGGAGGAUGAGGGGGAGAGUGGGAUCCCAAGGGUGAGGAAGAGGAAGAGAAACAGAGAACUGGAACAGGAGGAGGUGGAUGUGAAGAAGGAGAGACUGGACCCCGAUGUAGAUUUGGAGCUGGAGGCUCAGGCCGACCCCCCCGUGCCAAUCUCUGUCGACCAACAGAGUCUUCCCAACGUCCUGCACUCUCUCCCUCUGUCAAUCUCUCUCACUCCCUUUACCACUCAGUUCAUAAACCCAUAUGUUCUCUCGAUACCCCCAUCUGCUAUUGGGCUAGGGAUAGCUGAGGGGGACCGGGAUAGGGGGAGAGCUUCUACCUUCCCUAACACCGCUGCCAUCACCCACUGCUCUGCGGCCUUUCCGGACCCCCACAGCACCCCACCCCCUGCUUCUCACGUGUCCCCCGUCUGGUCCCUGUCUAACGGUGGCAUUUGUGAGUCCGCCCUGGAUCUCAGCAUGGGGAAAAAACACAGCUCCACUUCCACUUCCCCUUUCUCUACUUCUACAGGGGACAGGACGGUGGUGCAGGCCGAGCCCACGGCAGAAGGUCUUGGGCUAAGGCCCACAGCACUCGGGGUCCCUGGGGCAGGUGGGCUCAUCGUGGUCCGGGUGAAGCCUGAGGGCGCCCUUGCCAUCCCGACCGCAAAUAACAGCAUUGCCAGCAAUAACAACACCCGUACAAGCACUGUCUACAUAAGGGCGGCAGAGCGUGUUAGUGCCUCCUUGGUGGAGAGGGAGCGAGAGAAACAGCAUGAGAGGGAGAGAGAAAAGGCUAGAGUGAGAGAAAAGGAGAAGGAGCGGGAGAAGGAGCAGAAACCCACCAAAGCACGACGGUUCAGGGACAUGAGGCGCUCCAGGACCAUUAUCCAGACAGAGCAGCUGGACGUGCUGUAUGGCUGCUACUUCAAAGACCCCAAUCCUGGGAAGCAUGAGUUUCAGCAGAUCUCAGAGUGGGUCCACCUCCCUAAGAAGGUGGUCCAGAUUUGGUUCCAGAACAUGCGAGCCCGUGAACGCAAGGGGGAAGUCCGCUUCAUCAGUGAUGGUACUCUGGCUGCAAUGGGAAAACCACUCAUCAAGUUCACUUGGCCCCUGACACUGCCAGUCUUCUCCAGCAGCCCCAGCCCAAACUCCAGCCCCCUCAGCAGCAGUGGAACCACUGGGGACUCAGCUGGAGCUAGUCCCAAGGCUGCAGCCCCAAAGAUAAGACCAGAGGCGGAACAAGGGAAGGUGAAAGAAGAGGGUCGGCCAAAGGACAGUGGUGCUUCCAGCUCCACAUCUUUCCUGAACACAAGUCCUGGCAUCUUGCGAAUGCCUAAUCUCAAGCCCAAGCCAGAGACACAGAGCCCAGGAGGGUCAGUCAGACCAGUCAGCAAAGCCAUAGCCACAGCCACUACCCCUGAGGUUCCUGUUAUGAAGACUCGCUUGCCUUCCCCCUCAUCUUACUCCUCACAGAAACGCAAGCGUGGGGGAGGGGAUGAAAAAGUGAGGAUGAAAGAGGAAGAUGAGUUUGGCAGCAGAGAAACAAUGGGGCCAGGAGUCACAAACCGUAUGGUGCCGAAGAUAUCCUCCACACCCACUAACAAGCCUGUCUCCCCCGGCUCUCAUAAGCGGAAUGGUCUGAAUGACUGGACACCCAAAAGUUCCUUCAAGAUCAACACUUUGUCCAGGGAGCAACUAGGUCUCUCAACACCCCGGCCUUCUGGUACUACCACCACCUCCUCGAGUGCCAAAUCUAGCCCCCAGGAAGGGGCCUACCAGCACCAUUCCUCAACCCCUCGUCGACCACGGACGCACCUGACAUCCUUGCAGGUGUCCAUCAUGCAGUCGUGCUAUGAGACAUGCCCUCACCCCAAUGCGCUGGAGUGUGAGACGAUAGGGACAGAGCUGGGACUGCCGCUCAAAGUAGUACAGAUCUGGUUCCAGAACACCCGCGCCAAGGAGAAGCGCUGGCGCCUGCAGCAGCAGAAGCAGUCUCCUGGUACAACGGACUCUCUCAAGAAGGUUGACACCAGCUCAGGAAGCUUUCUGCUCUACAGUGCACUCAGAGCCAAUCGUCCCAUUCUACCAAAACCGGUUCAGCUGACGGUCCUUGAGCCCUCCACACCCCCCGCUAGCGGGCAACCAGCGAGCCGCGAGACCCUGAGGGGCCGCUGUGAUGCGUGCAGCGUUACAUUUGAGUCCAGAGCUGCAGGGAGGACCCACGUCUUCUCCCCUCACCACCUGGCCACGCUGAGAUCCACUAACUUUGGCCAUCCGCCCUCGCUUGUCAACAGCGGUUCUGCCACUGGGUCAGGUGCAGGCUCAGGAGUGGCAACACAGUCUUCCCCCAGUGCAGCCAGCAGCAGCAGCUAAAAGCUCAUAUCUGGAGGUGCUGGCAUGGACACUGGGCCCACUGGCUCUUCACUUUGAGUGGACAAAAAGGUUUCUGAGUUGCGAUCUCUUUAAACAGACGUUCUUUAACAGUUUAUGGGUGAGGCCAUAAACCUCUUAUCUUCUGAACUUUUCUCCUUUUUCUUUUUCAUUGGGCAUCAGGUGGCCUGUGUCUGUAGAACUUUUGAUUUUUUGGUGCUGGAUGGGGCCCAUUUUAAUAGACAUGACAAAACUGCUUCACUAACAGUAAUAAAGAGUGUAUGAGAGAGAGCAACACUAGAAUUAAAUGCUUGGACCUUUUUUUAAAUCUGGUCAAGGCAGUGGUUGUCUUUUCCUUUUUUGCCUCCAACCAGCAGUCUCUCUGCCCUGGGCCCUAAGUGAGCUUCCUUGUAUUAGUACCUUCCCUAAUGAUCUCCACUCCUCCAAAAAGGCUUCAUGUCUACACAGAAACUCUAAUAGUAAUCAGUUCCACCAAUGCAGCCGGAUCUCUUAUUUUGGGUCAAAUGUGGAUGAUCUGUUCCUGGUCUUCUUCCCUUGCAACAUUAUAAGCAGACCCAAGACAAUCUGGAAGAAUAUAAACUGGAUCCUGCCCCCACUGCUUGCUUGACGGUUAAUGGACUGCAGACAGUUAGAAAAAAGGCCUCUGUUCUGAGAUUAAUGAAUUAGAGCUGGAGGACUUGCAACA
Molecule: messenger RNA, 6181 nt
Organism: Anguilla anguilla (European eel)
Lineage: Eukaryota; Metazoa; Chordata; Actinopteri; Anguilliformes; Anguillidae
Product: serine-rich adhesin for platelets-like
Exons: 5
Coding region: 640-5478 (1612 amino acids)
Biological process (GO): regulation of transcription by RNA polymerase II; regulation of neuron differentiation; brain development
Cellular component (GO): nucleus
Molecular function (GO): RNA polymerase II cis-regulatory region sequence-specific DNA binding; zinc ion binding; DNA-binding transcription factor activity, RNA polymerase II-specific
Source: RefSeq, a predicted model, not a curated record